This is a messenger RNA of Cryphonectria parasitica EP155, 1341 nucleotides long. RefSeq lists its product as uncharacterized. The coding region runs from base 1 to 1341 and encodes 446 amino acids. NCBI's taxonomy places the organism in Eukaryota, Fungi, Ascomycota, Sordariomycetes, Diaporthales, Cryphonectriaceae. The record is from RefSeq and is a predicted model, not a curated record. The transcript has a single exon.
AUGUCUCUCCUUCAGGUCAAUAGCCAGAAGUCAGGCUUGCAAGCAUUCCGCUCCUGUGUAGUACUCAGGUCACGAAUUUUGUCAGGCCGAUCAAGAUACUCAACGUCAUCGACGCCUUCUGGCGUUCCUGAUGAGGUCGUCGCCAUUGCUGCCUCGGCGACAGACUCAGAAGCCGUGAAGAAGCCCGACUUGGACCUCGAUGAUCAGACCGCAGAGCCUAGGCUAGAGAAUUCGCAGCCUAGAUCUGAGGUUGCCGCCGCUCCAAAUUCACAGGAAGAUCUUGUAGUAUCAGAAAAGGACGGGUCGAACAUCGGUGUCAGAAUCCGCAGAACCGGAGCUUCAUUCGCAAUACCAACACGGAGUCCAAACCGCAAUCGAUCCUCUCAGCGGGUGGUGGCCCAGACACAGGAUGAAACCUCCCAGCUACCGUCGUUCUACCGUUUCGCCCGUAUCUUUGGGCUCGAUCCGACGGUGACACACCUCGAUAUCGUGCGAGGAAUUGCGAAAACUGCACCUGUAGGCCGUGUACUAUCCGUGGCCAUCCCAGACAAAAUCCACAGCAAGAACGGCAAGGACUUGAAAGCCGCCAUCGUAUUAUUCGACCAUGCCGCCGCACCGCAGGAUCUGGUGCGCCUCGCCAAGCAGGGUUCGUUCCUGAUCCGUGGCCAGCCCCCGCAUGUCGCUAUAUACUACGACCGUGCCUUUUCUGGGAACGACUUCAGCGAGAACUCCUCACGCGUGCUCUACCUACGUGGAAACCCGGAUGAGGAGGGCUUCACUGAAGAACGUCUACGUGAGCUGCUGCUGGGCAAUGAUAGGGUCGUGCAGGCUCUGGGUCCUUUAGGUCUCAAGUCAGAGCCUGUCAAGUGCUCCAAACUUCCCAGUGGCCAGCACUUCAUGGAAUGGCGCUUCUUUGACAACCAGAGGCAGGCCAGGGUUCUCCUUCAAGUACUGAGGCAGCAUUUCCAGGGCAGAGUGUCGAUUACGAUGGGUCAUGACCCAUGCUGGAACAAAACGCUCUAUCCGAGGGACAGGAAGAACACCGGCAAUGCCAUCUAUAUGGGUGCGAUGAGCCACGCCGAAGGCAAAAGGAAGUGGGCUAAGUGGAGAGGGGUCAAGGAUGCUCCUCUGGCCAGCAAAAGCGGGCUCCCAUCUCGCCUUGCACAAAUCAUGGGCCCGGAAGGGGUUGAGGCUGAUAAUGCCACCCAGGGCAAGAUUGGUGAUGUCGACUUCGAAGAGAUGGACGUCCUGGAGCGAGAACGACAGAGGCGGGUGCAAGCAUGGAAACGGCUGUAUCGCGGCCCUCAGCAACGAUCAAGUCGGUUCGAUUCGAGCUGGUAA